Molecule: messenger RNA, 1233 nt
Organism: Nymphaea colorata (pocket water lily)
Lineage: Eukaryota; Viridiplantae; Streptophyta; Magnoliopsida; Nymphaeales; Nymphaeaceae
Product: WAT1-related protein At3g30340-like
Exons: 6
Coding region: 71-1123 (350 amino acids)
Cellular component (GO): plasma membrane
Molecular function (GO): transmembrane transporter activity
Source: RefSeq, a predicted model, not a curated record
UCGAGGAUGGCGUCCAAGCUCACCAUCUGACAGUUCUAUCUUCCAUCCACUGCUUGUGAUUCCUGAAAAAAUGGCUUCACAGGUACAACAUGGAGGCGCUUGGUUGCCUGUCCCGGUGGUGGUGAUAGUGCAGGUAGCGUUCGCCGCGAUGAACGUGCUCACCAAACAGGUUCUGGACGCCGGAAUGAAUCGGUUCGUCUUCAUCACUUACCGGCAGCUCGUCGCCACCAUCUCCGUAGGCCCAAUUGCGUACUUUGCCGAAAGGCAUAAGAGGCCCAAGCUGACUGGCAGCAUCUUCUUGCUGCUUUUCUUGAGUGCUUUGCUUGGGUUGACUCUUACUCAGUACUUCUUCUUCUUCGGGCUGCAGCACACCACCGCUACAUUCAGCUGCGCCUUCGUCAACAUGAUCCCUGUGUUGACCUUCAUAAUCGCACUUCCGUUUGGCAUGGAAACUGUGAACAUCAAAAAGAUGGCAGGGGUGUUCAAGGUGGUGGGCACAGUGGUCUGUGUUGGUGGCGCAAUGCUUCUCACUCUUUAUAAAGGCAAAGCGCUGACUCACCCCUCAGCCAAUUUGGUACAACAAGCUUCAAAGAGUUUGGUUGAAUUGCAGAAGGGUUGGCUUCUUGGUUCCCUCUCCUUACUUGGAGGCAGCUUUGCCUGGUCAUCGUGGUUCAUAGUGCAGGCUAAGAUUGCCAAGUCUUACCCUGCUCUGUACUCCAACAAUGCUAUUGUCUCCCUGUUAAGCUGCAUCCAGUGUGCUUCUUUCACUUUGCUCUUCCACAGGGACCCCUCUUUAUGGGCACUUCGAGGAAGACUCCAACUUAUCACAAUCCUUUACACUGGAGCUGUCUGCUCUGGGCUGGCCUACAUCAUGAUGGCAUGGUGUGUGGAGAAGAGGGGCCCUCUCUUCACUGCUGCGUUCAGCCCUCUCAUUCAAGUGGUUGUGGCCAUUAUUGAAGUCCUCUUCUUGCAUGAGCAGUUGCACCUAGGAAGUGUCAUAGGGUCUGUUGUGGUGGUUAUUGGUCUUUAUUUGUUGUUGUGCGGGAAAAGCAAAGACAACGAGUGCCGCACAGCAAAACAGACGCAAGCCAUCAAUGAGAAUCCAGCAGCAGAGCUGGUCUGAUGUUAAAAUUUGUCUUUUAACCUUCUUUGGUCAAGCAUGUAUAUUAGUUGAAGUGCCAUUAUCAACUGUUUUAUACGGAAGGAUGACCGGCAAGAUGUUCCUAUUUUCUA